AUGGCCGAAGCAGUCCGACGUAGACGCUCAAUCAUGCGCCUGUCGUAUGCAUGCAACACCAUCACCGACUACACAUACGACCCUCGCUGCUUCGAAAUGCCCUCGUGGCUCCAAGUCCCGCCCGAAGUCCAGGAGGCACACCACCAGCUCCAUUCAAUUGCCUUGCAGGUCAUCAAAGGCAUGAACGUGCUGUCGGGCAUGCGCGAGCGGCGCUACAACGAGCUGUGCUCCAAGGACAUGGGCAUCCUGCACCACAUGCACGAUCCCACUCUGGCACCCGCACCCAAGAUCCCACGCGACGCCCUCAAGUUCUAUGUUGACCCACUCCACUACGCCACGUUCACGACCACCUACAUCCGCCUCAUCAGCGAGUUCGUCACCAUCCCCUACCAGAAGUGGCGCGGGUACAAGUCCCACCUUGAGCACAUGGCUUCCCGUCUUAUGGGAUCCUUCCAGUACCAGGAAUGGCGCCGCUGGUGGCAGGGUACCUUCGUGGAUGAGAUGUGGAAGUGGGAGGUCUGCAUGGAGGGCCUGGUUAUGCCUACUUGGGAAGAGAUCAUUGAUGAUGUUUACCUCAUGAUCAUCGACUGGGUUGAGGACUCUGAGGAGCUUGCCAAUACCUUCUACAUCAGCAGCCCGGAGUCCAUAACUCCGCUGGAUGAGCCGACAAAUGUUUCUUUCAGCUUUUCGACUUGCCUCGUGUGA
Molecule: messenger RNA, 705 nt
Organism: Penicillium alfredii
Lineage: Eukaryota; Fungi; Ascomycota; Eurotiomycetes; Eurotiales; Aspergillaceae
Exons: 2
Coding region: 1-705 (234 amino acids)
Source: RefSeq, a predicted model, not a curated record